AUGGAAGACGAAAUGUACGGCAUGCAAUCGACAGCGGAGUACUCGGACAAAGCGUUGAUGACGCCGGAUAACAUAUUUCCGGCGGAGUAUCACGGUUUCUUAAUGUCCUCCGGUGGCCGUAUUCCGAUGUUCGGAUCCGACGAGUUACUCUCCGCCGCGGUGGCCAUCACCGCCGGCUACGAAACUGAACCCUACCCGAACGUCGGCAUCGCACCUGAAAUUCAGCGCCACCACGACACCUCUUCCCUCAUCAAAGCCAAAAUCGCCUCUCACCCUCACUACCCUCGCCUCCUUCAAGCCUACAUCGAUUGCCAGAAGGUGGGAGCGCCUCCAGAAAUCGCGUGUUUGUUAGAGGAAAUCCGACGAGAAAACGACGUUUGCAAGAGGGACGUUGUUUACACGUGCGUUGGAGCCGAUCCCGAACUCGACGAGUUCAUGGCAACCUACUGUGACAUGCUGGUGAAAUACAAAUCCGAUCUGACGCGGCCUUUUGACGAAGCCACUACAUUCCUCACCAAGAUUGAAACGCAGCUUACCGAUCUCUGCACUGGUUCUUCUCUUCCAACCCUUUCCGUACUUCGCAUGGAGAGUUAUAUAAACCCUACGUUUGGCACAGGACGGAAGCAUCCUGCUCUCUACUUUGGCACUGCAUCUCUGACGAGAAUGACCGUCAUGAAUGAAUAUUUAGCUCGGCUAACCUCUCUCGUGUUAAGGAAAUAUGAUGGGGGUGUAUCUUCGGAAGAAGGUUUUAGUGCUGGAGAUGUUGAUCCCCAUGAUGAGCAAUUGCGUAGUGAAGAUCGAGAGCUGAAGGAUAGACUUUUACGGAAGUUUGGAAGUCACAUUGGUUCUUUGAAAUUGGAAUUUUCAAAGAAGAAAAAGAGGGGUAAGCUGCCAAAAGACGCUAGGCAAACACUACUUCAGUGGUGGAAUAUGCACUACAAAUGGCCUUACCCUACGGAAGGUGAUAAGAUUGCACUGGCUAAAUCAACUGGGUUAGACCAGAAGCAAAUUAACAAUUGGUUUAUUAAUCAAAGAAAGCGUCACUGGAAACCAUCGGAGAAUAUGCCAUUUUCUGUGGUGGAUGGUCUUACUGAGCAAGACUAUUUAGCCCGUGUAUUACUUGAAAAUGAUGAUAUGAUCUAUCCACCAACCAAGUCACGUGACAGUGGAGAGGCACGUCACCGUUAA
This is a messenger RNA of Sphenostylis stenocarpa, 1188 nucleotides long. NCBI's taxonomy places the organism in Eukaryota, Viridiplantae, Streptophyta, Magnoliopsida, Fabales, Fabaceae. The record is from the annotation of a GenBank genome assembly.